Rhinocladiella mackenziei CBS 650.93 is the source of this 1467-nucleotide messenger RNA. RefSeq lists its product as uncharacterized. The record is from RefSeq and is a predicted model, not a curated record. The transcript is spliced from 3 exons. Gene Ontology annotation, molecular function: aspartic-type endopeptidase activity; protein binding. Bases 1 to 1467 code for a protein of 488 amino acids. NCBI's taxonomy places the organism in Eukaryota, Fungi, Ascomycota, Eurotiomycetes, Chaetothyriales, Herpotrichiellaceae. Gene Ontology annotation, biological process: proteolysis.
AUGCGUCAUUGUCGUUGUGCCUAUGAGAAAUCACUUGCAGACAUACAUCUCUACAUUUCCAUUUCAACAACUUCAAAUUCUAAUAGAUUACCCUUAUUCCCCUUUCCUCCACCCAUUAAUAUCACCCUCUACUUUUCUGUCUCUCAAUUCAGCAGCAUGCGGAUUUCAAUAUCUAUUAUCAAUUCCGACGUAGACGUCCCGUCAGAUUUCUUCGGCCUGGAAGUCGGUCCUGACAUGACUCUCAACGACAUCAAAGGUUUCGUCGAAGCCGAAAUCAACAUUCCUCCCGCCUCACAAUAUUUCUUCCAAGAUGGUCAACCAGUCACCGACACCUCCAUCAGCCUGUCGCAGAUGAACAUUCACGAAGGCGAUGUGGUAGCAAUGGGGAUUCAAGCGUCGAGGCCGCGGAGUCGCCCUGCUCAAGAUGAUCCCACACCACGCCCGGCGCAGCGAACAAGAAGUGGUAACGACCCAGAACAGUUGAGACUCCGUAUCUUGGGCGAUCCCGUUGUCAUGGCAGAAUGUCGAAGACAAGAUCCGGAACUGGCAGCUGCCAGCGCCGACCGACAACAAUUCCACCAACUUUGGAACAGAAGACAACGAGAAAUCGAGCAAGCUCAGCGAGAGAAAGAAGAGCAGAUUGCGCUAUUGGAAGCAGACUCAUUCAAUGUUGAAGCUCAGCGGAAGAUCGAGGAGUUUAUCCGGCAAGAGAGAGUGAACGAAAACAUACAGAAAGCCAUGGAAGAGAAUCCAGAGUCGUUUGGUAGAGUAACCAUGCUUUACAUCGACGUCGCUGUCAACAAUGUUCCCAUCAAAGCUUUUGUCGAUUCGGGGGCGCAAAGCACCAUCAUGUCCCCCGAGGCCGCCGAGCGAUGUGGGAUUUUGCGAUUGAUAGAUAAGCGAUUUGGCGGCAUAGCACGAGGUGUCGGUACGGCGAAGAUUCUGGGACGUGUUCACUCGGCCGAUAUUCAAAUUGGACAAUACAGCUUGGCCAGUAGCUUUACAGUGAUGGAAGGCAAAGAUGUCGACUUGCUUCUUGGUCUUGACAUGCUCAAAAGACACCAGAUGUGUAUUGAUUUACAAAAGAAUUGUCUGCGGGUCCAGAACGACGAAAUCCCUUUCUUACCGGAGAGCGAGAUUCCCAAGGUGAUGGAUGAGAUAUUGGAGAAGGAGCCCAAAGUCGAAGGUCCUGACGGAAGCACAAUUGGGGCCACUACUGGUACUCUCGAGCCGGCGGGGGCAUCGUCGUCAUCGAUUGGCAAUACAUCUCAGCCGAGGACAACGCCUUCGCAGCCGUCAUCUUCACAGGCGGCAGCUGGGUCCAGCAAUUUACAUGAACCACAGCCCAUCACUCAAGAAUCGAUCGCAAGGAUAACCGAAAUGGGAUUUACACGGGACCAGGCGAUUGCCGCUCUGAGAGAUGCCGGCGGCAAUCUCGAUAUAGCCCUGGGGAUCCUGAUGUUUUGA